CUGGCAGGAAACUAACAACCCACUCCCUCUCCCUCUCCCCCCUGUGUCUCGCUGCUUGAGAUCUUGACUGAUCUUGAGGGACCCGUCAAUUGCCCUCGUGGCAUUUACUUUAGACCUUCUUUUGUCACUUUAUUCCGUCCACGUUCGCACAAGUUGCGAGGUAAAUCCCGACUGCUAUACUUCGCAGUUUUGGCCGUGGGCUAUCGCAAACCGCUUAGCAAACCAACAGACCACAUACGUACCAUACAUACUCUCACACACCCACUUCCGGCUGUCAGAACAAUCACGACCACCAGAAAGACACAUGCGACACACCGUUCCUAACAAAGACUGAAACGACGAAGGAAGAAGCAUCCACCAUCAAUCAUGCUCCCCACAAUGCGCACCCUCUUCGUCCUGGUGGCCCUCACCCUCUGUCUGGUGCAACUCGCCCUCGCAGCCGACGACUACUACAAGACUCUGGGGCUGGACAAAUCCGCCUCGGAGAAGGACAUCAAACGCGCCUACCGGACCUUAAGCAAGAAGUUCCAUCCGGAUAAGAACCCAGGCGACGACACCGCGCGCGAGAAAUUCGUGCUCAUCGCCGAAGCCUACGACAUCCUAUCGACGCCGACCACGCGCAAGAUCUACGACCAAUACGGGCACGACGGGAUCGAGCAGCACCGACAAGGCGGGAGCGCCGGGGGCGGUCGGCGCGGGGGCAACGACCCCUUCGACCUGUUCUCGCGGUUCUUCGGGGGCGGGGGCCAUUUCGGGCACGCGCCGGGCCACCGCCGGGGGCCGGACAUGGAGCUGAAGGUCGGGUUGCCGCUGCGCGAUUUCUACAACGGGCGGGAGGUGUCGUUCGGGGUGGAGAAGCAGCAGAUCUGCGACGCAUGCGAGGGGACCGGGUCGGCGGAUCGCGAGGUGGUGACGUGCGACAAGUGCGCGGGCCGCGGGGUGGUGAUCCAGAAGCAUCAGCUGGCCCCCGGCAUGUUUCAGCAGGUGCAGAUGCAUUGUGACAAGUGUGGGGGCCAGGGGAAGAUGGUGAAGCGGCCGUGUCCCGUGUGUCAGGGCCAGCGGGUCGUGAGGAAGGAGGUGGAGACGUUUGCGACGAUCGAGCCGGGGAUGGGCAAGGGGACGCGGAUUGUGUUUGAGAAUGAGGCGGAUGAGAGUCCGGAUUGGAUUGCGGGCGAUUUGGUGCUGAUUCUCGAGGAGCGCGAGCCCGAGCUGGUGGCGGAGGGCACCGAUGGCACCUUCUUCCGCCGGAAGGGCAGGGAUCUGUUCUGGAAGGAGGCGCUGUCGCUGCGCGAGGCCUGGAUGGGCGAGUGGACCCGGAAUAUCACCCAUUUGGAUGGCCAUGUUGUGCAGGUGGGCCGGACACGGGGCCAGGUCGUGCAGCCCCUGGCUGUGGAGACCGUCAAGAGCGAGGGCAUGCCCUUCUACUCCGAGGGCCAUCUGCAUGAGUCCGACGACGAGGACGAGAGCCCCGGCGAUUUGUAUAUUGAGUACACCGUCAUCCUGCCGGAUGAGAUGGAGAGCGGCAUGGAGAAGGACUUCUUUGCCCUGUGGGAGAAGUGGCGCAAGAAGAACGGCGUCGCGCUCGAUCAGGACAGCGGUCGUCCCGUGUCUCAGCCUCGUGCUGUGAAGGAUGAGUUAUAAUAUAUUUCGGUCCAAGAUGAUUUGUGCAAAGUUGCUCGCAUGGAUGAAGUUACCAACCACAUGCUCUACUCUUCAUUCGGGCGGUGCGCUAGAUAGACAAUCCAAUAGAACAUAUCCCG
Molecule: messenger RNA, 1760 nt
Organism: Aspergillus fijiensis CBS 313.89
Lineage: Eukaryota; Fungi; Ascomycota; Eurotiomycetes; Eurotiales; Aspergillaceae
Product: putative DnaJ domain protein
Exons: 2
Coding region: 379-1641 (420 amino acids)
Biological process (GO): protein refolding
Cellular component (GO): cytoplasm
Molecular function (GO): Hsp70 protein binding
Source: RefSeq, a predicted model, not a curated record